CUGUCGAUUAAUUACCAGACGCAGGUAGAUUAGCCCGAGUAGAUUUAAACAGCGUGGAUUAACUUUACCCGUCCCAGACGUUCUAUGGCUGUGUACACAGACAUAACAGUGGAAAUAGGAUCCAGUAAAUGGCACGGAUCAUCGGGCAGAGCUUUGUGUGUACUUUAACGUAACGUAUCCACUAGAAAUGUGAUUCCCUGGCUCUGAUUGAAAACAUUGUCGUGUCAACACCGAACGUGUGGAGGUUUUACUGUUGACAGAGGGUACGUUAUCAUGUGUAGGUGUGUACUGGAGGUACCACGCUCAGCGCUAAUUAAGAAUCCAUAUUUUUAGUGACAGUCAGCCAGGAUCUUGUUUGGUAGAGAUGUGAUUUGCAGCAAAAUGCCGGGUAAUGCAAUAAGUCCGACGGAUAGUCGGCCUAAAACUUGCCCCACCUACAAUAGGUCAACCGCCCAAUCAAGGGCUACCUCUUCCCGACCAUACUCACGCGGGACGUCACAUGGCGUUUCGCAUGGAACGUCAAAUGACGCCGAGGAGGAAAACGAAGAGUAUCACGUAGAAUUAUUAGAGUAUGAAUGGCCAGAUUUACCUCCCCUUCCUAGGUUAAAAGAUGCCAUUACGCGUCAGAAAGUCAGCAGAGGAAUUAGUUAUCUACUUCCGGUUGACAAGGGAAAGAACUCAAUAAACAAUCGUUACCGGACUGACCUGCGGGCGAUGUUCCAGGAGCCCUAUGCUAAUGACGAUUGCGGAUAUGACGAUAACAAAGUUAAACUCAGUGCUCAAAUUCAUUUUGAUACAAACACAGUAAGCACGAAAUGGUCACAAAGGCAUUUCGAUUCCAUCCCAUUUCAACUCAAUUCUGAGUCGGAAAAAGCAAGAAGAAUGUAUGUGCGCUCGGCUCCUGCACGAGCUGGGAGACAAUCAGGGAUGGACAUGGACAAAAUGCGCACGCGGUCUAGUUUGUUCCUUCCAAUGAAAAAAGAGGAGCAUCCGGAAGCGGCAAAACUCCGUGAAGAAGUCAAGGUCAUUCUUCAAAGUGUUCAAACCGAGGCAGAAUCUGACAGUGAUUCUGUGGAAGGAGAAACCUAUCAAAGACGAAAAAGUGAUAUAUUAAGGCCACGAAGGGGUACAAUAACGUACCGAAACAGUGUUGGGACAGCUGGGAUGCUUCCCAAAAAACCGCGUGUGGUAUUAACUGCAGAAAACUAUAAAACUUACGAGGAUUUGAAGAGAACUAAAACACCAAAAACAACAAUUCCGGAGCCUUUUCAAUCAAAAUUUUUAAGUGUAGAUGAAAAUCAACACAUUUGGGAAUGGUUACACCAUGGUGAAGAAAUGUCGGAUUUCCAAUUUUUCCUUUCUGUAUGUGGAUAAAGAUAGGUGGAAAGUAUGUUUACCUCUGGUAAGACCAAAACUACAGUAUAGUGCUGUCAUUAGUCCACUGUACAGCAAACGGACUGAACCAUGUGCUGCUCAUUUCAAAUUCCUUUGUAUCCCCUAAUCUAAUCUUGCCAAAAAGAGUAAAUGAAAGCUUUUCUAUGUAGGGUAUUAACAACCGAAACAUAACACGCAUGGGAAAUGACAAAAAUAGAAAAAUAAUUGUUUUCGUCAAUAAGAAACAGUCGAUAUUGUCCGGUGGCUUACAUGUGUUGGUCGCUGCUCUAGCCUAGACGACAAAUAUUCAAAUCUUUCUGUAGAUAUAAAAUUCUCCUCAGUAUCGACUGUCAGUCUUUUCCCGCUACACUACACAAACUCUCAUUGCUCGUUAAGGUAUACGUUAGAGAGGUUCUGCUUUUUACUUGGUUUGAGUCAAUGUAAUGAUUUUGACACAGACUACCUAGAGGACGUGAUGGCUAUCGGUUGUAUUUCCUCCAGUGAACUACGAAGUACUCAUCUAACGAGUUGAACAAUAACUGAAUGUCUGAAAGAAAUAACAAAUAAUCUAGUUAUCAAAUUGCCAAUACUCACACAUGUUGAUAAAUUGCGAGAACGAAUCGUCAGUGGCACAUUAUAGAGACUAAUGCCUUAUCAGUGCUAUAUGUCUUAACAGUGACUUUUACCCUUAUGCUCCUUUAAUUAUGUCCUUAUUUUCAUAAUUAGUGUUUAUCUCUGAUCGAUCAUUUUAAUGUGAAAAAUAAGUUUUUUAUGUUAUGCUAGAAUGUUUUUUCAUAUACGUCAUUAAACUAUAAUGCCAUUUUAUAAUGUUACACUGGUAUCACUGUAACUGAAUGAAACACCCUCUAUUAAUAGAUAAAUAAGGAAAAGCUCAACUCAACUAAUUUCAUCGAAUAUUAUGCAUAUUUGCAUUUCUUUGUUUCAUAAUUUGUUGAUAUAUACGAUACAUAAUUUCCGUCAGUAAAAUCUUGUAAAUGUUCAGAACAUACUGAUUACUAAUUCACCAGAAUUACAAUAUGAGUAUUCAAAAUUCCUAUUAUUGUCAUUAUCAGAAAUUUCUAUCACCACUUAUAACUAUGAUGUGCAAACUAUCGAUUUAAAUUAUAUAGAAGUAUAACAUAAUAAAAUAUAAAUUUCGGGUUCUUUCAAAUGAUUGUAUUUAUGGCCUAAUGAAUCUGAAAUGUUUCGAUAACUAAGCACAGUGUACAACACGCCACAUAUGGUAGACAUACAAAUGGUCAUGCGUCUCAAGGUUGCCUGGAUGAUAGCUUUGAAAUUGCACAAACUGUUUCAUUUACGCCUACCCUAUGAUAUGCGCUAUGAUAUCUGCUUACUAUUAAAAUCAAUUGUUCACUCAUGUAUGACACUCUAUUUAUCAUCUAUAGCUAUCAGUUUGACUUCGUGUUAAAUUGUUCGCAUUUCUUUCAGGCUACGGGAUCUUGUCGGAACAAUUUCUGUAUGGAGGGCUUAACCGUCGACGAACUUGUGUUUACUGACCAAACACAGCGACAAUGUCAUAUUUAAAGAGGAAUCCGUUUACUAGAUCGCUGAAAAGCUAAAUUAUAGAUUUCCUUGCAUAUUUAUUAACAAACAAGAUUGUAAAAGAUUCGUGCUUGUUUAUUUCUAAAAUAAGGUGACUUGGAAAUGGCUGAAGAAAAAUAAUUGUGAUAAAGAUGACAACUAUUUAAAAGUUACGUAUACUAUUAACUUUUAUACCGUUGUACUAUUUAGUUAUGGAAUAUGGAUAGACAUUUAUUUAUAUAUUUAUAUAUUAAUUUAUUUAUUUAUUUGCAUAAAUUUAAAAAUAGUUCGUGUGCCAAGAGAGAUACGUUGUUCCAAACAGAUGUAUUGCACCUAGUGGAAACUGUUGAGGAGGUCCAUAUCUUCGUAUCAGGAUUCGGUUAAUUGAUUGGUUUAAAUUAGUACUUUGGAUAUAUUUAUACAAAACAAAACAAAUGUUUGUAUAGUGAAACCUGUCGAAUUCUGCUGGGCCCAAUGCUUUUGAGUAGCAGAGUAGUUUUUCUUGUUUUUAGAUUCCUCUGGUUAACAUAGAAGGCUUGCUCCACACAUGUUCCUGUAUAACUCUUGUUCGAUUUAGGCAGGUUACUCUGUAUAUGUUUUGAAACAUUGAUUAUAUCAUAUAUAAUCUGUACUGAAAUUAUUAAUUUGUGAAAAUACACUUUAUGAAAAUUUACAUUUAUUUUCAAUCUCCCCAUGCUUUAGAUUUGCUGGGCCCAGAUAUUGAGAGAUAGCUUUACUCAUAACUUUCCUCUGUUACACAAUAAAAGCGUUUAAAUUAAAAACUUAACAAAAUUGAAACUUCCCCAUAAAUAAGAUUACAAAAUGCUAUGACAUUGAACAACUUGCACCUGGACCUACAUUUAUUUUCAGACAACGGAAAUAUUCUAAAACAAAUAGUCAGUGGUAUACUGAUAAAAAUAUGAACAUUGCUCUGUAGUUAAUUCGUAAAGAACAAAUUUUGAAUCGUAUGUUUUCCAUAAAUAUGUACCGUUUCAUCGUAUUUUAAUAUGAUUAUUAUGUUGUAUUAUGUAAAUGAUAUCCUCGAAUUUUAUUAUUGUUAAUGAUAACGUGUCCCACUUAAUAUGUAAUGUGUUAUUAUGCAUAAGUAUACCUCUGUAAUAGAUAACUAUUAAAUUGCACAAUUAUGUUUGUAAUUUCACCUACUGAUGCUAGUCCAAUAAAUUAUA
This is a messenger RNA of Mizuhopecten yessoensis (Yesso scallop), 4103 nucleotides long. RefSeq lists its product as uncharacterized. The transcript is spliced from 3 exons. Lineage: Eukaryota; Metazoa; Mollusca; Bivalvia; Pectinida; Pectinidae. The record is from RefSeq and is a predicted model, not a curated record. Bases 382 to 1374 code for a protein of 330 amino acids.